AUGGUACUAAAGCGCCUACGAGCCGACUGGAGGGAGGAUACCGAGAAGGCGGUUGGGGGCAUGAAGAGCGAGGAGGCAUUGCAGGGCAUGGACAGGCGGGCAUGGCGUUGGUUGUUCUUCGGAGACUCGACAGUCAUGCGACUCUUCUCCUAUUCCAGGCUUGCGAAUGAUUUGGUUUCACAGGGCGGGAGGAGGGUGCAGCUACUUCACGGCGAUAGGUUUAUCUGCGACACAAGGGAGAGCCGGAGGUGUGCCAAUCAGCACAUCUUCGGGCUGACAACUGCGCGAGUGUGGUCACCUCCUCGUUUCGAGCUGGGAGAGGGACCCAUCAAAUUUGGGUUGACGCAUCCCCACUGUCAAGACUGCAGCGGAUGUCAUUCGCUCUUCCUCCUCUGCAGGCCGCGCAGGCAGAGCACAGAAAGGUUCAGUCCAGCAGAAGCCCAGGUGAGCUACGGAGGCUACCUCUCGAUCGAAUAUGCAAGGGACGUUGAAAUGCAGAGCGAAGAGUCGACGACAACACAAGAGAAUAUUGCUUCCUUCCUGGCCCGUUCCUUCAAUUCACCAGCCCUCCUUUCUGCCUGGAAGCCUCCAGUCUGUAUCGUCAGUGCAGGCAACCAUGACGUUGCUAUCCCUCACAUGCGCCUAUCACAGUACGUUGAAAACGUGAAGUGGUACCUCCUCCUCCUCCUCCAACAGUGCUACCAUAUCCUGUGGCUGACCAACACUGCACCUGCCUCCAACAACUUCUCACAGAAAGUAGAGCAAACGCAAAAUUGGGACAUGGCGGUGAGGAUGAUGCUGCAAAAUUCAACGGAGUUGCGCAAGAAGACGAGCGUCAUAGACGUGUUCGAGGCAUCAAGGGUCUGGCGACACGCAGACAAUGUACACAUGGAUGAGGAGUGGUACCGGAGGCUGGGAGGUUGGUGGAUGUCAUUAAUCCAACGACUCCAAGUGAAGACGAAAGCCAACUGA
Guillardia theta CCMP2712 is the source of this 972-nucleotide messenger RNA. RefSeq lists its product as hypothetical. The coding region runs from base 1 to 972 and encodes 323 amino acids. NCBI's taxonomy places the organism in Eukaryota, Cryptophyceae, Pyrenomonadales, Geminigeraceae. The record is from RefSeq and is a predicted model, not a curated record. The transcript has a single exon.